This is a messenger RNA of Octopus bimaculoides (California two-spot octopus), 2295 nucleotides long. RefSeq names its product soma ferritin-like. NCBI's taxonomy places the organism in Eukaryota, Metazoa, Mollusca, Cephalopoda, Octopoda, Octopodidae. Gene Ontology annotation, molecular function: ferric iron binding; ferrous iron binding. Gene Ontology annotation, biological process: intracellular iron ion homeostasis; iron ion transport. The record is from RefSeq and is a predicted model, not a curated record. Gene Ontology annotation, cellular component: cytoplasm.
CACACACUAUCUCUCUGUCUCCCCCUUUUUGGCACUACCUCUGUCUCUGUUUCUCUCUCUAUUUUUCUCUCGCUCUCACACACACAAACACAAACACAAACGCAUACAUGCAGAGUUGACAUCUAAACACAAGCACAAAAGCAUACGUGCAGAAACAAAGUCACUUACUAUACUUUCAUAUACGCAAUCUCUGUCUCAAAACGGAUCCGUUUGUAAUGACAGCAACCUGAGAGUAACACAGCUCUUUUACUCUCCUCAAUUACAUACUUAAAUCCAUUGUCUCGUCUCAUUGUCAUUCAAAUUGGAUAGAUAUGGCAAAGACAAGAGCCUUUUUACUUGUCAGCAUUCUCACCGCAUUUUUUGUCGUCUCUACAAGUUCCUAUUCACUAACCCACACAGACCGUGAUAAUCUUAAUGAUCAAAUAACAUUGGAGAAUCAAGCUAGUUUGUUUUACCAGGCAUAUGGCCAUUUUUUCGAAAGCAGCAAAAUUGCACUCCGCGGUUUCGGCAAUUUUUUUAUGGCAAUGUCUCUUGAAGAGAAGGAGCAUGCGGACAAACUGAUGACUUACAUGAACAAGCGAUUGACUACACCGGAAGUGAGGAAUAUCCAGGUUGAUGCCAUUUGUAAUCAUCUCACCUACAAAUGUCUCUGUGCUAUUGUGAUGCCAGCAACAAUUUCUGGAUGUUCUGGGGUAAAGAUCCACGCAGAAGAUGUCCCCUUGCUUGCUAUGGAAGAUGCUGUCGGCCUAGAAAAAGCGGUCUAUAAUUCCCUUAGAAGUAUUGUUGAUAUCAGUAUGGACCCACAGUUGCAACAUUUCCUUGAACACGAAUAUUUGGAUGAACAAGUGGAAUCCAUCAAGCAGCUGUCAGACUACGUUACCCAACUUUCAAGGUUCAAUCAAUCCUACGUUGGACAUUAUAUGAUGGAUAAUCGUUUCUUGAGUGAGAGUAGUUCAAACAUUCACGGCAAACAUUAAAUUAAUUAGCCUAAUUUUAUAUUUUAAUACUUCGUUGUUCUGAAAUGAUAAAUAAAGGCAACGAAUAUUCUCUUUAACGAAAGCGAGUGCGAUAGUAUUCACCUCUUUCCCCCCUAAACGCUUUCACCAUUAUCCAAUCAGUAUGCAAUAGAGAUGAAAUCUUUUAUGUUGUUUUUGAUUAUUUUAUAGUAUAAUGUUGUGACAUCGUAUUAUAUUCAUUAUAUUUUAGCCUAUAUCUUAUUCUAUAUAACAAAAUAUAUUAUUCUAAAUUCAUUAUGUUAUAAUCAUUUCGAAGGCGAUGAGCGGGCAAAAAUCGCUAGCACGUCGAACAAAAUACAUAUCGGUAUUUCUUCCGGCACCUUAUGUUCUGAGUUCAAAUUCCGUCGAGGUCGACAUUGAUUUCAUCCUUUUGCGGGGGAGGGGCGAUAAAAUAAGUUUCAUGUUGAGUAUUGGAGGUAAAUGCAAUCAACUUCCUCUUCCCUCAAAAUUGCUGGUCUUGGGCCAAAAUUAGAAAGAAUUAUAACAGUUUCGGAAUUUUUAAAAACCGAAAUCAACUUUUUAUGAAUAUAAUGCUUAUCUAACGGCUUAAUCCCACUCCAGAAAAAGUAUAAUGCCAUCAAAAUACAAAAGCUUAUCUAAAAGAUUAUAAACUCCUUUCCAACACACACACACAUUUAGCAUCACCUUUAGUUCCCACUUAGAUGAUGGUUGAUUUCCAAUCAGCAUUAGGCGUCUUAUUCCUGGGAGUGAUGUUCGUCUUCAUGUUUUUGAAGAUGACCCGAUUAGCAGCUUCACUCUUUGUUGAUCUCCAGGGGACUUAUCAAGCUAAACGUGCCAUAAAAUCCACGGUCACAAUGAGGGCAUGUAAUAGCAGAAUCGGGACCAGCAGGACUCCUACUUUUUAGGCAACCCUCCUCUCUUCUGUUUCUCUGAGCAUUUCUGAUUCUGAGUGCUGUGUUCCAGAGGACGCAGCACAUCGUCACAGUGAGCAAUCUUGUUCAAGUAACCAGUUCUAAGUUACGCUUUCUCAAGGUUUCGAGUGUCCUAAUCCCGGAAGCAUAAAUGUCAAAACGUCCGAGAUGUGUUAAUGUUUGCUUUUAUCUUUUAUUUGUUUCAGUCAUUUGACUGUGGUCAUGAUGUGGCACCACCUUGAAGAAUUUCAGUCGAAUGAAUCGACCCCAAUUCUUAUUUUUUUAAAUACUGGUACUUAUUCUAUCGGUGUCUUUUCCCAAACCGCUCAGUUACGGGGAUGUAAAUACCUCAACAUCGGUUAUCAAGCGAUGUGUUAGCUUUUCGACCAUCGGUUAGCAAGCGAUGU